Ostrea edulis (European flat oyster) is the source of this 2529-nucleotide messenger RNA. RefSeq names its product transmembrane protease serine 11D-like. Gene Ontology annotation, biological process: proteolysis. NCBI's taxonomy places the organism in Eukaryota, Metazoa, Mollusca, Bivalvia, Ostreida, Ostreidae. The transcript is spliced from 7 exons. The record is from RefSeq and is a predicted model, not a curated record. Gene Ontology annotation, molecular function: serine-type endopeptidase activity. The coding region runs from base 654 to 2159 and encodes 501 amino acids.
UUCAUCAAUUAAAUAUCAUGUUAUGGAAGUAGUAUUGAUGUGAAAUGGAAAGGUGAGCAUCAUCUGAUACAUAUGAAAGAAAUAUUCUGUAAACCAACUUUUAUUCGCGUGCGAGGAAUUCCGCGAGAUCGCCAAAAUUGGGUCGCUGUGAACUAGGUCAUCAUCAAUAAAUCGCGAAAUAAAGUAGUCGCGAAUAAACGUUGGUUUACAAUAUGUAAUACCGGUCGCGGCAGCCUAGUGGUCAGAGCGUUCGAUUCACAACCAGGAGACUCGGUUCGAUUCUCAGACAUGGCGCCGUGUCACGAGACUUAUGAGACAGGUAAGUACACUGUAAGUGUUCCGGUCAAAUUAAGCGCCCGACAUUUAGAAGUGAGAAUCACGGUUUUUUCAGUUACACUGCAAGACCUUAAAAACGGAGGUCACGACAGGCGUUGACACGUUAAAGAACCCUCACGGUUACGACCGUAAGCGCUAUGUAUUGGUGAAAAUCCGUGGCAAUUCAACAUGAGGCUGGUGACGUCUCUAAAUGAGGGAAUAAUUCUUGAAAUGGGACGUACAAAAACAGACAAAGCCUAAGGUAGGAAUGGGAGCCAAAAAUAGCAUUUAAGAAACUCUCAAUAAAAAUAUGACUGUUUAUCAGGUGCACCGUUGGAAUGAAAUGCCCGGUAGAUAUCUGUAACCAUGGCGACUGUGUACAAAACCACCAGAGAGCAUUCAAGUGUUUCUGUCACCCAGAAUACGGGGGAGCGUUCUGCCGGAACAAAGUGGACAGUAACAUCAAUUCCACAAGGAUGACCAUGUUAAGGUUUCCAGUUGAUCAUGAGGUGCUUCGAGGCAAUCGGGAAAUUUUGGAUUGUAAAUCAAACGACCCCAAUGCCCAGUAUAUAUGGCUGCACGAGGGUCUUCUUCUGCAGUCCGAUAGUGACCUCAUCACCGUAUUACCUGGGGGAGUUCUGGACAUUCAGAAUUUCAAUGAAGCGCUAGAAGGGACAUACAAGUGUAUCGCCAGCACAACGACUGAUUUUGUGGAAGCAGAAUUUCGUCUGACCCUCAAAGAGACAUGUUACCUGGUUGUGGAGGUUGCUCCAGCAGACACGAUGGUGAAAACCGGAAGUACGACAUUACUCUCUUGUUUUGUCCCUGCUGCCAAACAGAUCACAUGGUUUAAAGACGAUGUACAACUUACUGACCCUCAUCAUUCGGUGCUAGCAGGAGGUUUUUACCUCAGAAUUGAUUCGGUACAGCCACACGAUGCAGGGAACUAUUCAUGUUUGGCGGAAGGAGAAAACGGUUGCACGGCGCAGCGAUACGCAAGGUUAUUGGUUGACAUUGAAACCAAUGAAGAAGAGUGUGGUGUUCCUACAGCGAACUUCAUUGUGCCACAGUUGUCCAGCAGAAUCAGCGGAGGGCGGGCGGUCACCACUGAUAAAACAGCCUGGCAUGUCAUCUUAAGGGAGAAUACAAAGGCCAAAACAUUCUGCGGAGGGACUCUCAUCUCCAAUACGUGGAUAGUAACCGCAGCACACUGUUUCGCUCAUUACGCACGUGAAUUCAAGCGCCCUUUGCAAACAACUUACAUAGAUCUCAUAUUAGGAACCAACCAAUGUAAUGGAGACGGGGGGAUAAAGAGGCGGAUCAAACAGUAUAUAACACAUCCAGAAUUUUCCAAGAGGGCGAUAUAUGACAACGACAUCGCUCUCAUUGAAAUGAAUGAACCUGUUAAUUUCACAGAUAACAUACAAGCACUUUGUCUCAAACCUAAAAAUAUCAUUAAUGAUUUAUUUCUGACUCGUCGUGUUGGACGAAGGGUAGGUCGAGUGAUUGGAUGUGGUCAAAUGUAUGAAAACGUUGAAGAAACACCAGAUCAGAUACAUGAUGUAUAUGUUCCAACCAUUAACCGCGAAAUGUGCGAAGACGCGAAUAUUGGGACCGGUAACUUCACGGACUCGAUGUUUUGUGCAGGGUACGAACGCGCGCUAUUUGGUGAUGCCUGUUACGGCGAUAGUGGAGGGUCGUUAAGCAUGCAGUUGUCCGACAGUCACCCUUGGGUCUUUGUGGGCGUCGUUUCGUGGGGCGUGGGGUGUGACCGACCGGGACAUUAUGGAUAUUAUACAAAUGUUGGAAAAUUUUAUGACUGGAUCCAACAGAUGGUUGUUUAAGUCAAUGGCUACCAGUAGAUUUUACUAUUUAACCGUAAUCCUGUGUUUGUUUAAGUCAAUGGCUACCAGUAGAUUUUACUAUUUAACUGUAAUCCUGUGUUUGUUUAAGUCAAUGGCUACCAGUAGAUUUUACUAUUUAACUGUAAUCCUGUGGUUGUUUAAGUCAAUGGCUACCAGUAGAUUUUACUAUUUAACUGUAAUCCUGUGUUUGGGUAUUGUGAAUGUUAUAUAGUAGCUGAUGUGCUGUGACGUAAGCAUUGUCAGGAGGUGAAAUUCAUAUUAUGAAUGAAUAAUGCGCAAUAGCAUUGGAUACAGACUGUAACUAUUAUCAUUCAUGUUCAAUAAAUCAUGCUAUACUGUAGUUAAUAUA